UUCCUUCUUGCCGUGUUGACUUGCAUUGACAAGCUUCAGGAAAUGUUGCUGAGUGUUAAUGUUUGACAAGUAGGAAGAAGACACGGGCAGAUACGGCUUCAAUUCUCCGGCGCUGUGGAACGGUUGAGAGGUUCAGCUGACUGAGAAAGAUAGUCAGACACAAUGGAGGUGCUAGUGCUGAUUGACUUCGAGGGCACCAUGGGAGACGAGCUCACAAUUCGGAUGGGCGAUGUGGUGAAAAACGUCACCAAGGCCAGCGAGGACGGCUGGCUGGAGGGCGAUCUGAAGGGGAAGCGCGGCAUCUUCCCGGCCAGCUUUAUCAAGGAGGUGCCGGUGUAUUUGACAGGGAACAGCAAGAGGGAACCGCGAAGCAUCCGAACAACCAAGAGGAUGAAACAAGUGAGGACAUGUGAGGUGGUGUUCCCCUACAACCCCAUGAAUGAUGACGAGCUGCAGCUGGUCGUCGGGGAGACGGUAGAAAUCCUCAGCGAGAUUGAAGAUGGGUGGUGGAUGGGAAUUAAGAAUGGUCGAGUGGGGGCGUUUCCAUCCAACUUUGUACAAGAAAUCUUUGUCAGCCCGAAAGAUGGCAAACACAAUGACAGCAAGGCCAGACCAAAACUCAGUGAUGCCAUUUUCAGUAAAGAGGCAUCUCAACGAGCAACUGUACGCAGCAAAGCAAAAAACGUGGUGGAGUGUUGCCAAGUCAUGUUUGACUACAAUGCCAAAGCGGAAGACGAGCUGGAUCUGAAGACUGGAGACGUUGUCGUCAUACUGAGAAAGGAAACAGAAGAUGAUGGCUGGUGGGAGGGCGAGCUGAACGGACGCUGUGGGUUCUUCCCUGAUAACUUCGUCAUGGUGAUACCACCAAUGGACAGUCUGAAGGCUGGCAACAAGAGUCUACCACCUGCACGCAACAUCACCAAGGCAGUCUCAGCAACAGAAGAGGGCCCAGCCAUGGACAAAGGUGUUCCAACAAAGGCAAAAGAUGACAAAAACGAGCUUAAGGACAUGCGAAGCCACCCUCCAACCAAAGUCAAGCUUCCAAGCAUCAACAAACUCAGCCCACCUGCAAUCAAAGACAAGCCUGCUAAGCUUUCAUCAAAAGCCAACGGUGAUGCAGCUCCAACGUCACCAAAAGCCCCUGAGCAGAAAGACGCCAACAAUUUUGAUGGCGUUGACAUGGACAGCGACAAGUUGAACCAUCCGACGGUGAACCGAGCCAAACCUCCCCAGAGGAGACCCCCAUCGGGCGCGGUGAUCGGAGCACAAACACCGAACGACUCUGAGCCAGAGCCGAGCAAAAAAGUCCAGAAUGACAAACUGCCUGGCUUGCAAAAGGGUGCAGAGCAUCUCAAGCCCUUACCGGCUAAGCUGGAUCACCGGCCCAAGACGCCGCCUCCAGUUCGACCAUCGCCGCCACGUGUGGUGGUGGAUGGUCGAAAGGUGGCCCACAAAGACGAGGUGACGCUGGAAAGCCUGCAGGCUGACAUCAAGGAUCUGCGGAUGGCGCUGGAGCUCCUACGGACACGGCAUGAACACGACAUGCGGGAAGUGAAAGAAGAACUGGGGGAGGAGAGAACCAAACGACUGGCAUUGCAGGAAGAAGUGCAAAUGUUGAGGUUGAAACAUUAAAUCUGGAAGCCUGGACUGCAACAUUAAAACAAGUUCUAAUUCUGUUGGCACACAAAUAAGGGCUACAUUAAAAAGGACUCCUUCAACUUUUUAGAAAUAUGUUCUGAAUGCUGGAAAAGGUUGGAUUAUUAGUGUCUGUGCUGUAUAUAUUACUUUUCAUUCUUCUGUUGUUUAGUUAUUAAAAAUACUUAUCUCCGUUGUUUAACAUUUAGUUCAUGCAAGCCUCGGCAGAAUAUUAUGCAUUAUAUAGAAAGAAGAGUAAACAAUGUCUUUUGAAGAAGUUUUUUUUUAAUAUAUACAGACUUCCACUUGUAUUGCGCUUGUCUACCUUUAAGGUAGUGAUGUGUCGGUCGCGAACAAGUUGGCUGUAAGAGCUGGCUCAAUGAAAUGAACGACAGGAGCCGGUUCAUGUCGCUGGGCGCUGAUUAGUUUUUUCCUCGUCUUCUUUUCUGCUAAGAGCAAAUGUCAUUGGUCAAGAUGUGUGGUGGCAUCGCUGUGUCCACACUGAGCAGGGAGAGGGACGGGGUUAAACACGCUGUGGUUCUCUGAGAGCCGAUUCGUUCGUGACAAAUUAGCAUGAAGACGUAUUUGACCUAAUUUGUCUAUAGAGAUGGGUCUUUGUUUUUAUAACAUAACAUUAUAUUAUAAUAUAUUUUUGUAGGUGUUCAUUGAGGUUCAAAUAAAUCCAUUUAAAUAAUAAACAUUUGAUAUUAUGUUUUUUUUUACAUUAGUAAUUUUCACAUUGGUAAAUUUUACACACUACACAUAAUUUGGUAAUAAAUUAAUUUAAGACAACAAAAAAAUCUGAGGAGCCACUUUGGAGACAAAACAGCUGGUCUCUCUUUUUAGUGAGCCGAUCCAAAAGAACCGUCUCUCUAUGAGGAAAUUUCCAACACUACUUUAAGGUACUCAAAGCGCUU
Molecule: messenger RNA, 2552 nt
Organism: Dunckerocampus dactyliophorus (ringed pipefish)
Lineage: Eukaryota; Metazoa; Chordata; Actinopteri; Syngnathiformes; Syngnathidae
Gene: mnmip1
Product: SH3 domain containing 21
Exons: 17
Coding region: 163-1632 (489 amino acids)
Molecular function (GO): protein binding
Source: RefSeq, a predicted model, not a curated record